Molecule: messenger RNA, 747 nt
Organism: Triticum aestivum (bread wheat)
Lineage: Eukaryota; Viridiplantae; Streptophyta; Magnoliopsida; Poales; Poaceae
Product: PLASMODESMATA CALLOSE-BINDING PROTEIN 5
Exons: 3
Coding region: 132-668 (178 amino acids)
Source: RefSeq, a predicted model, not a curated record
AGAGCAGAAAGCAGCCGGAAGCGGGAGCGAAAGCGCCUCGAGACGCGCCGUGCUCCCGCACACUCCACUUCAUCACACUCUGCUGUGCUCCGCGUCCUCCAAUCCGGCGCCCCCAAAAUCGUCGGAGCCCAAUGGCGGCAGCCUCGCCUCCCUCCCUCCACCUCGCCCUCCUCCUCUUCGCAGUCCGCGCGGCCGUCAGCGGCGCCGCGGGGGCGGUCGGGGUGAGCGGCGGCGGGCAGCUGUGGUGCGUGGCGAAGAACAACGCCGAGGACGGCGCGCUGCAGUCGGCCAUCGACUGGGCCUGCGGCCCCGACGGCGGCGCCGACUGCCGCGCCAUCCAGCAGGGCGGCGCCUGCUACGAGCCGCCCGACCUCCUUGCGCACGCCUCCUACGCCUUCAACGACUACUUCCUCCGAUCCGGCGGCGCCGCCAGCCCCGCCGCCUGCGACUUCUCCGGCGCCGCCGCGCUCAUCGGCCUCAACCCUAGUCAUGGGAACUGCGUGUUUCCUUCCAGUUCAUCCCCCAGAAAUGGCAGCUUCACAGGAAUAACAACCUAUGGUCGGACCGGUGCAGAUUUAAGCCAAAGUUCUUCAUGGCAACUCAACACCUGGUCAUUUAUUUUGUGCAUAUCUCUGUCUGCAACAAUUUUUGUUGUCUCGCGUUUCUGAUGGGUUUGCUUAACUCCUGUCUGCAUGUCUAUGUAUAUGAUAAACUAUUGAGCUGCAGCAAUGCAUUGUGUUUUCCAUA